Phyllotreta striolata is the source of this 1047-nucleotide messenger RNA. NCBI's taxonomy places the organism in Eukaryota, Metazoa, Arthropoda, Insecta, Coleoptera, Chrysomelidae. The record is from the annotation of a GenBank genome assembly.
AUGAUCCUGCAGCCGAGCGACGUCCAAUUGACCGGCGUCCACCAUUUCGACCGGAACCGGCGCUGUUGGAGCGUGUCGGGGGCGGUGGAGGCGGCGUCGCGACGGCCGCCCGGCAUCGAGAAGAGCGCCUUCGGGUUCGGGUUCGGUCGCAAGUGGGUGUUGAAAGUGAACGAGAUCGAGAAGAGUACCGGCGGAACGGAAACGUUGGAACGGGCCUUGUGCAUUUGGGCGUUCCUCUGCAUCGGGGUGAUCGUCGUUUUUGGAAUUUUGUUCGCUUUGAAUAACACGAUCUUCAACUUCAACAGCAACAGAGCAAACUACACCAAGAAUUACAUCUAUCCGAAGGACAUGCAAACGCGCGCUCGUCCUCCCAAAGUAUUCGAAACUCCCCUAACAACUCUUCCCGAAAACACCACCGAUUUAUCAACGGAUUUUCAAAGUUUCAACGACACUUUCAACACAACAGAAAAUACCAACAUCGAGAGAAAGCGGUACUGCUCGGACUGCUCCGCCGGCUACGUUUGCAUGAAAACCGACGAGGGCGGCGCGAAGCCUUCCUGCGUCGCCGCCGCCGAUCCUUCGGAUCCCACCGGUUGCGGCGGUCUCUGCCUCAUCAACACCGAGUACUGUCACAAGCUGGGCCACGACGUGGUCCGAUGCCUGCCGAGGCGCGAUCUGCUCGCCUGCGACGACGGCCAGUUCAACUGUCAGAACAUGUGCGUCGGCGCCGAGCGUCGGUGCGACGGCGUCGUCGACUGUUCCAACGAAUCCGACGAGGCGAAUUGCGAUUGCGAUCUGAGUUCCCACUUCCGAUGCGGCAGGAAGUUGUCCUGCUUGGAGCUGUCGAAGCGCUGCGACAGGAUCGUCGAUUGUUGGGACGGCAGCGACGAGAGGAAUUGCUCGCAGAGUACGACGAUAAAUUGUAGAAUCGAUCAAUUCGCAUGCGACGACGGUGUUUGCAUCGAUAAAACGGAGGUUUGCGACGGUGUGUUCCACUGCUCGGAUCGAUCCGACGAGCCGGAUGGUUGCGUGGAUGUGGAGAAAUGA